Messenger RNA from Prunus armeniaca (apricot), 2007 nucleotides. The record is from the annotation of a GenBank genome assembly. NCBI's taxonomy places the organism in Eukaryota, Viridiplantae, Streptophyta, Magnoliopsida, Rosales, Rosaceae.
AUGCAGGCGGUUACUAAAGCUGGAAAUAGACAUGGGAAUGGAAAGGCAGCUAACUGUGUCAUAUUCACCACAGCAAAACGGAGAGUAGCAGAAAGAAAGAGCAGAACAAUUAUGGAGAUGGCUAAAUGCAUGAUGAUUAAGAAGAAGAUGCCUCUAGAAUUUUGGGCCGAGGUAGUAAACACUGCUGUGUAUGUUCAGAACAGAUGUCCAACUAAGGCCUUAGACAAGAAAACUCCAUUUGAAGCUUAUAGUGGUAGAAAUCCAGGAGUUAAGCACUUAAGAGUGUUUGGUUCUUUGUGCUAUGCACAUGUUCCAAAUCAACAAAGGCAGAAGCUCGACUUAGCUAGUACAAGAUGUAUAUUUCUGGGGGAUGUGAUAUUCAAUGAGGCAACUGGUUGGGAUUGGAAUGCACGAAAGGAAUGUGAUAUCUCAAUACCUCUUAAUGAGACACUCAUUGAGAGAGAAGAGGAACCUAGUGAUUCUAGCCUAAGUCAAGAAGAGAUUUCAGAAGAGGGGCAUGUUGAUCCUGACUCAGGAUCACAGGAUGUUGAUCACACACCUCUGAAAUACAAGAGUAUUGCAGAAGUGUAUGCGAGAUGUAACUUGUGUAUUAUUAAGCCUGAGACUUUUGAAGAGGCUAUUAAGGAUGAGGCAUGGCAAAAAGCAAUGGAGAAUGAGAUAGAAAUGAUAAAGAAGAACAAGACUUGGGAGUUGGUUGAUAGACCAACUGAUAAACCAGUAAUUGGUGUCAAAUGGGUUUAUAAAACCAAGCUGAAUUUGGAUGCACCUGUUGCUAGGUUGGAUACCAUUAGAACAUUGGUGGCAUUGGCUGCAAAAAAGGGGUGGAAACUGUUUCAGUUAGAUGUGAAGUCUGCAUUUUUGAAUGGAGUGUUGCAUGAAGAGGUGUAUGUGGAUCAACCUCCUAGUUUUAUAAUUAAGAACAAAGAGGACAAAGUGUAUAGACUCAAGAAGGCAUUAUAUGGACUUAAACAAGCUCCAAGAGCUUGGUAUGAAGAAAUCAAUUCCUACUUCACUAAGGCAGAUGAUAUUAUCUACACUAGAAGCUCAAAAGCCUUGAUGAUGGAGUUCAAAACUGAAAUGAUGAGGCAAUAUGAAAUGACUGAUCUUGGUUUGCUUCACCAUUUCUUGGGGUUAGGAGUGAUACAAACUGAGUAUUACAUUUUCUUGCACCAGAAGAAAUAUGCUAAGACAUUGCUAGACAAAUUUGGCUUCAAGGACUGUAAAGCAGUGGCUACUCCUUUUGCAAUGAAUGGAAAGCUAUCCACAGAAGAUGGAAGUGAACAAGCUGAUGAAGGGGUUUAUAGGCAGAUAGUUGGAAGCUUGUUGUACUUGACUGCAACAAGGCCAGACAUCAUGUUUGCAACAAGUCUUUUGGCUAGAUUUAUGCAUGGACCUACUAGAAAACAUAUGGGAACUGCCAAAAAGGUACUGAGGUACAUUCAAGGCACAUUUGACUAUGGCAUAACAUAUGAGAAAGGAAAAGAAGCAAGGCUCAUUGGCUAUUGUGACAGUGAUUGGUCAGGGAGCGAGGAUGACAUGAGAAGCACCUCUGGAUAUGCAUUAAAUCUUGGAUUAGGUGUGUUUUCCUGGGCUUCAGUCAUGCAAAGUAGUGUAGCUCUGUCUAUUGUAGAGGCAGAUUACGUUAGUGCAGCAGAAGCUACUGUGCAAGCAAUCUGGUUGAGCUUUGUUCUCUCAGGUUUUGGUGAAGAACAGGUGGGUGCUACUACAAUUCUAUGUGAUAAUACCUCUGCUAUUGCCAUAACCAAGAAUCUGGUGCAUCAUCAUAAGACAAGGCAUAUAAACAAAAGGUUUCACUUCAUCCGAGAUGCUUGGCAAAAUGGAGAGAUUGAUUUACUGUAUUGCAAAACUGAAGAGCAGAUUGCAGACAUCUUUACUAAGGCUCUAGCAAGAGAUCGGUUUGAAUACCUGAGAAGAAAGCUUGGACUAAUCUCAGCUAAACACUUAGAAGGGAGUGUUGAAAUAUAA